Molecule: messenger RNA, 1885 nt
Organism: Prorocentrum cordatum
Lineage: Eukaryota; Dinophyceae; Prorocentrales; Prorocentraceae
Source: the annotation of a GenBank genome assembly
GUGCCGCGGCUCCCUGCCCACCAGCACGGCGAAUGGCCGCCCGCCUCCCCCGCCCGUGAGGCCGAGCUCGCCUGCGGCCCGCGCGGCGCCGCGCCCCGGCGCGAUGGCCCUCGGCGGGCCCGCGGCCGCGCGCGCCCAGCCCGCGGGGCCCGCCGCCCGGCCGCGCCGACCGCAGGCCGGCAGCAGGCGGCCGACCCGAGGACCCUGGGGCACCCGGGCCGCCGAUGGCCGCGGGGCGGCCGCCUCUCGCCGCGGCGGCCGCCGCCGCGCUGCGGGUGGGCCGCCGCCGCGCGCGCUGCGGGGCCUGGGCGGGCCUCGUGGGCGGCGGUCGCGCGCUGCGGCGACCGCGGCGGGCGCGGCACCGCUCGCGAGGGGUGCGGCGCCGCCCGCGGCGUGCGGCGCCGCGGCCACGCGCUGUGUCGCCGCCGCGGCGGCCGCCGCUGCGACCGCCGAGGGCGGCCCCGAGGGCGACGACGGCCUGGUGCUCGUGACGGGCGCAGGCGGCGGCCUGGGGCGCCUGUUCGUGGAAGCGGGGCUGGCUACGGGCGCGGCCAGCGAGGGCGCGUCGCGGGAGGCCACCGUGGUGACCUGCGCGGGCGAGGUUGCCAGCGAGGAGGACGUCGACCGUCUGCUGGAGCGGCUGGCGUCCCAGCACCCGGGCAGGCCCAUCACGGGCCUCGUCCAUUUCGCCGGCGUCGAGGGGGCCGCCGAGGAGGCGAGGGGGGGCCUCGCGGCUCCCGGGAGUGAGGCCCUGGCGGCGCUGGACGCGCAGAUGCGGCCGCUUCUGCUGCUGAUGGGCCGCCUGUCGCCGCUCAUGCAAGCCUCUGGGCGCCCGUGCCGCGUGCUCACGGCAUCGCCGGGGUCCGCGGCCGCGAGUCCCUCCACCUGGGGGGGUCGCGGCAUGCGAGCGCUCGCGGGGAGCUUCGCGGAACAGUACACCGAGGCGCUGGCGGAGGAGCUUCGCGGCUCGAACGUGACCGUCUGCGGCGUGCGCGUCGACGAGGCGGCCCUCGAGGCGGUGCGAGGGGGCUCCGCGGCCGCCCGGGCCGGCGAGGCCCUCGACGCGCUGACCUCGGAGCUGCGCGCCGUGUGGCAGAUGCCGGCGGCGGAGGCUGGCGGCCAGGUGGUGCCCAUCGGCGCGGCGACGCAGCAGCGCGCCAAGGGCGCCGCGCGCGGCGGCAGCGUGAUUGGGCCGUCCUUGGACGCCCGCUGGGCCCUCCGGGCAGCCGCCAGCCGCGUCGCCGACUACCCCGCCGACGCGCGCCCGCGCGCCUACGCCGAGCUGUCGCGGGCGCUCGGCGUGGCGGAGGAGAGCCUGGUGUGGUGCCACGGGGCCUCCGACGUCAUCGUCCGCGUCUCCGCCGCCGCCGGGGUGCGGGCUCGCGCGGCGAGGGGCGCAGGGGCGGAGUGCGUGGCGCUGCAGCAGGGGCCGACCUGGCCGAACGCCGCAUCCCUGCUGAGGAGCGGCGGCCUGAGCGCGGUGUCUCCGGUGGAGUACCCCGACCCCUGGCAGGGGCCCGCGGCCACCGAUCAGUUCUGGGCGGCGCUGCGGGAGCGCGUCGUCGGCCAGGGGGACGCGCCGCCCGCGCUGGUGUACCUGGUCCACCCGCACUUCCCGACGGGCUUCAAGGACCCCGAGUUUGGAGCGCGGCUGAAGGCGCUGGUGGCCGAGAGCGGCAGCCAGGCCAUCUUCGCGGUGGACCAGACCUACACCGGCUUCACCAGCGAGACGGCGGACGACCGGCUCUUAGAGGGCCUCGCCUCCACCUCGGAGUCCGUGGUGCUGGUGCGGUCCCUUUCGAAGGUGGAGGGCCUCGCGGCCCUGAGGUUGGGCUAUGCGCUGGCUGCGCCGCCGCUGGCCAGGCGGGCUCGAUGGGGGAAGUGA